Molecule: messenger RNA, 525 nt
Organism: Entrophospora sp. SA101
Lineage: Eukaryota; Fungi; Glomeromycota; Glomeromycetes; Entrophosporales; Entrophosporaceae
Source: the annotation of a GenBank genome assembly
AUGUCGGUAAUGUCUCAAAGUAAAAAUGCAGCAUAUGAUUAUCUUAUUAAACUUCUGUUAAUUGGGGAUUCAGGUGUUGGAAAAAGUUGCUUAUUACUUCGGUUUUCAGAUGAUUCUUUUACACCUUCUUUUAUAACUACCAUUGGAAUUGAUUUUAAGAUUAGAACGAUUGAAUUAGAUGGGAAACGAAUUAAACUUCAAAUUUGGGAUACUGCUGGUCAAGAACGUUUCCGCACCAUUACCACAGCUUAUUAUCGUGGAGCAAUGGGUAUACUUUUGGUUUAUGAUGUUACCGACGAACGUUCAUUCAACAAUAUAAGAAAUUGGUUUUCAAAUAUAGAACAACAUGCAAGCGAAGGAGUCAACAAGAUUCUCAUCGGAAAUAAAUGUGAUUGGGUUGAAAAAAAAGCAAUUGCCAAGGAACAAGGACAAGCACUUGCUGAUGAAUUUGGAAUUAGAUUCUUGGAAACUAGUGCUAAAGCUAAUAUUAAUGUAGAAGAAGCAUUUUUCACUUUAGCUAGGUAA